CAGGACGCGAUCGGCCAAUAUGGCGGACAAGUGUCAGUCGCGGUAUCCUGCAUUUUUCUGAAAACUCAUCCCCAGACGCGCUUGUAUCAAGUUUUGUUAGUGUCGGCACACCUCGAUCGGGAGACUACGGGGAGAUCUCCAAUAAGUGUAGAAGCUUUGAAGGCUUGUGAGAGUCACCUAAGAUGCAGCCUCCUCCUCGAACCACCCCGCCUGGAGCUGUUGGACCUCCACCUUCCUCCAGUGGGGCUAAUGCCUUUAGAAGAAAUAGACCCCACAAGCAUGGGGCUGCAGCUGCUACCCCACCCACCCAGCCAUUGGCUGAUCCUCUUGCCUUCGGCUGGUCUUCAAUGGCUGGGGGCAGCCAAACUCCAUACACAAACAGCAACCCACUUCCUAUGCAAGCCCCGCCUAUGGCAGGGUUCAACUCAACUGCUCCACCACAAGGGCCACAACCAGGAGCACAGGCAGCCUCACCGGGGCCCCCACCAAGAAUUUUUACCCCGCAACCUUUCCCCCCAGGUCCACCAUCGGGGGCCAACCCUCCCUCUACAGAACCAGGAUACUUUAAUUCCCAAGAACCUAUGCCCUACAUUGCACAGUUGCCUAACCCAUCCCCUCAUUUAAAUUUUAACCCAUCACAUCCUCCUUCCACAGCCCCAACACCCCCGGUUCAAACCGCAACUCCAUUCCAGUCCCAGCCCACACCACCUGUUCACGGAAGCCGGCCACCUUCGGUUCAGAAUUACUUUCAGCCAACCAAUGAUCUGCCAUCUCAGCCUUUUCAUCCUCAGGCUCCACCCUCUGCACCCUCUCCACACACGGCUCCACCUUUGACACAACCUCCGAAUCAAGGUCUGCCAGCUCCACCAAAUACGACUUGGCCGACUUCAACUCAGCAACAGAACUCCCUCGUCCCAGCUCAGAGUUAUUUCAGUCAGUCUGUUGGACCCUCAGAGCCAUGGUUCAGUCAGAACCCAUCUCAGCAUGCCUACCCUCUGCCCUACCCUGAAGCCCCCAGUGACCCUGGAACCCUUUCAAUGUUCUUUGGAGGUAAUGAUGUGGAAAACGAGGAGACCCUUUCAGGGGAGGGACGUGUAAACGGGGUUACACACCCUUCCCAUUCAUCAGUAGAGUCGUCUGGUCCAUAUUUAAAUGACAGUGGUAACAUUCGAGCUGGGACAGGACCUUGCGAUUCGGUGGAGAAUUUGGAAUGUGUACCAAACCAGGAAGUGCUGCCUAGUGAAGCACCACCAGGCCACGCCUUCGAGGCAGGGCCUAACUUGGAGACACCGGAGACUGCUCCACGUCCAGCCCGCUCUGCCAGCGUGUCUUCCAGCUACAGCAAUGUCAGUCACAGCAGUGGACAUGGUCCUCACAGUGGCGGCCAUGCCCCUCGGCGACAACAAGGUGUAGUGGGAACGUUUAUCCAACAGGAGAGUCCUCGGCCACCAGAUCAUCCUCCCUCGCACCCCUCCACAGGUGGCUACUUUGAACAGAUAGACUCAAACCCAGCUGCAGAGGCAAGUCCUACUUUUCCAACUCCUAGCCCUCCAAAACCAGUUGGUGUGUUCCAAGCAAGUGCAAACUCCUCUUUCGAGCCUGUUCGCUCGCAUAGUGUAGGAGUUCGACCUGCUGAGGUCGAUCGUGCACGUAUGGUUGUGGAAAAGAGUGGACAUGUAAUGCAUCCUGGCAACCUGGAACAACCCCCAGACAACUUGGAAACUAUUUACUUAGCGGAACGUCGACCUUCAUCUCGAGCUCAUGUAGCGCAACGCCCCAGUGAGAGCCCUGCUACUACGCUUUGGGCUCAAAACGACCCUGCCAAUCUCAGUGCUAACAUCCUUUUAGCUCCUGCAGCACCCUCACUGGCUGCAUCGUUCAUCCCGGCUCAUCCAGGUGAAGUCAUCCAACCACCAGAGGAUGGCCCUCUUGAUUUACAUCCAGCUAAGCCAAACCCACAACCUUCCUCUGAAAACUUGGAGAACCCACCAGACUCCAACUCUCAGGCAGGUUUGGGAUACGCCUCCUUGCUAGUGGCCACACCCCCUGUGGAGUCCCUAAACCAACCUGUGUUGAUUGCCCCACCUUCCUCUAAUUACAAUUUGGUUUCAUCUCAAAAUUCUUUACAACCAUCCAAUCAGAUAAGUCCUCAAGAGACAGCCCCGCCUGCUCACCCGCCAUCUCAGUCUUCUGCGACCAAUCAAAUUCCUCAGAGUUCUCCUCCAGCCAAUCAUCCGCAGUCUCUUUUCUCUCAUACACCAGUAAUUCUAAAUCCUUCUGCUACUCAAGGCGUUUUAAAUUUAGCACGAGAGGUAAAAGAUGAUCCGUUCUCUGUUCAAGCAGCCCGACCUGCACUCUCUCGAGCUGAGUCUAUUAAAGGUGAUUGCCAGACUCUUCCACCUCCCGUUUCUCUAGCUCCGCCUUCAUCUGCUGCCACUAAUCACAAUCAACCUUCAAAUUAUGAACUGCUUGAUUUUUCUAUGCAUCAGUCCACAAAUCAGGUAUCAGGCCCGGCCGUGUCUCAGUCAGUCCAGCCGCUGGCCCCUGCAAAUAACACACCUGGCUUUUACCUGCAGGUCACCAAAGAUGCCCAGCAGAGUGGGCAGCCUGACAGCGAGGCUCAGCCCCUUCAACAGAUCUUGAACCCUCCAAGGCCCUCAAGCAAUCAACCCAGCAGUGAGCCUGUUCGCCCCUCCCACCCACCUCAGUACCAACCUCUUCCACAGGUUCCACCCAUUCACCCUGGAGCCCCCCCGACCGGAGCUGGAUCUGUCCCGCCCUCUUCUUACCCACCCCAGUCUGUAAGCUCUGCUCCCCAGCCACCUCAAGAACCCCAGCGACCUCCUUCUGCUUUAAACAGUCUGCCUGGUUACGGUCUUACCCCCGCAGUGCCUCCUGGUCCCGGCUAUCCCGGCUACUACCCAGGUGCCUACCCGGAGUACCAGGAUGGAAGACUACCAUAUCCACCCCAGUACCCUGUGGACCCAAGAGCUCAGAGCUACCCUCAGCAAGAAGAUUUCUACCGUAGAGCAGAUCCUCGAUAUGGCCGGUAUGAUGCUCAAAAUUCCAGUUAUAGAGAAGCUGAGCGUCAACCAGAGAGGCCAAGUUCAAGGACUAGCCAGUACUCUGACAGACCCAACUCCAGGCAGGGGUAUCCAGAAGACUACUCUAGAACCAACCGUAGUGCCUAUGAUGAAUACUAUGCAAACUACUACAAGAGACAAUAUGAAGCCUAUGGAGAUAGGAGCAGGUGGUAUGAUCCAAAUGCUGCAUAUGAUCCACGCUACAGAGCCUACUAUGACCAGCUAUAUGGCUGGUACAACUAUGACCUCGAUGCUUACAGAAGCUACAACCAACAAUAUAACAGUGCUGCUAGGGGAAAAGAGGGGUAUGACGAUCCGUGGCGGUACUACCCUGGUUAUGACACCAGCUUUGAUGAUGAUUACCGUCGGCGUGAGCCGUAUGCUGACGACUUUGACCGGCGUUCGGUGCACAGUGAGCAAUCGGCACACAGCGUGCAUUCGACACACAGUCGACGCAGCAGUUUUAGUUCACGGUCACAGCAGAGUCAGGUGUACAGGAGCCAGACAGACUUGGCCUAUGAUCCCACAGGAACGACUCUUCCUGUCGAUUACACCUAUAGUCAGUAUCCAGAUCCUUCAGACGCCAGUCAGAUACCUUAUAACCCAGCCGACACCACCUGGACGGCACCAGAGCAACCUCCCCCAAGGCCGUUAACGCCUGAGAAGUACUCGAUUCCUCAUCGUUGCGCUCGGUUUGGUCCGGCCGGUCAGCUGAUCCUUGUUCAACCAAAUCUGCCUUCUGCUGGUCAGCCCACACUUGUGGAGAUCCACAGCAUAGAGACGAUUCUUCAGGACUCUUCAGAGCAGGCUGAACUGCGUUCCUUCCCUGGCCCACUUGCCAAGGAGGAGACGCAUAAGGUGGAUGUUAUAAAGUUUGCUCAGAACAAGGCCCAAGAGUGUUUAAGAAAUGAUAACCUCAUGGAUAAAGACUCCGCCUACCUCAUCUGGGAGUUCAUCGUGCUGCUAUGUCGCCAGAACGGGACGGUAGUGGGUACAGAUAUCGCUGACCUGUUGCUGAAGGAGCAUCGCUCGGUCUGGUUGCCGGGUAAAUCCCCCAAUGAGGCGAAUCUCAUUGACUUCAACAAUGAGGCAAUCGAGCAUGCAGAGCAAGACGAGGCGGGGCCAAUAUCUCUCCUAUCAGACACUUACAUGGGCGUUCCUGAGAAUGUCGGCAAGGAAACGGAACGCUUCAGAGAACUACUACUGUUCGGACGCAAGAAGGAUGCUUUGGAGUCGGCUAUGAAGAAUGGACUGUGGGGUCACGCUUUGCUACUGGCCAGCAAGAUGGACAACAGAACCCAUGCUCGUGUCAUGACCAGGUUUGCAAACAGCCUGCCUAUUAAUGAUCCCCUCCAGACGGUUUACCAGCUCAUGUCAGGACGAAUGCCAGCCGCUGCUACUUGUUGUGGUGAUGAGAAAUGGGGCGAUUGGCGGCCACAUCUAGCCAUGGUGUUGUCCAACCUCACGCACACUCUGGAUCUCGACACGCGCACCAUUUCCACCAUGGGUGACACAUUAGCUUCUAAAGGUCUGGUGGACGCAGCACAUUUCUGUUAUCUGAUGGCUCAGGUGGGCUUUGGCGUUUUCACCAAGAAAAGCACCAAAAUGGUCCUCAUCGGCUCCAACCACAGUUUGCCGUUUUUAAAGUUCUGCUCAACAGAGGCAAUCCAGCGGACCGAAUCGUACGAGUAUGCUCAGUCCCUCGGCUCUCAGCCUCUCAUACUUCCAAAUUUCCAGGUGUUCAAGUUCAUCUACACGUGUCGCCUGGCAGAGUCGGGACUUUGUGCGCAAGCUUUCCAUUACUGUGAGGUCAUCUCUCGCACUCUGUUGAGUUUACCUGAGUACUACUCACCUGUGUUCAUCAGUCAACUCAUUCAGAUGUCUGUGAGAUUGAGGUUCUUUGAUCCUCAAUUGAAAGAGAGACCUGAGCAGGAGCUGUUCAUAGAGCCUGACUGGUUACAGCAUCUCCGACAACUGGAUGGACAGAUAAAGGAUGGUGUGAUAACUUAUCGCCCGGACCGCUCCACACCACAGCUGUACCCCUGCAGUUCUCCCAGUAUAGAAGACCACAACAGCCCACCAGAUCACUCAACUUUAACCUCUGAUCCCCACAAUCCACUCAUGACCUCCCUCAUGCCACCAGCAGGCGUUCAACUCAUGCCACCAGCUCCUCCCACUAUUCUUCAGGAUGGAACAGUCCCACAGCAACAGGCUCCGCCUCCUACCGAAAGCGUUCCGUUCUACCCAGGGCCACCACAGCCAAACUACGUGGCACCGUACCAACCUGAAACUCAAGAGCAAUAUAUGCCCGUUCCACCCCAACAACCGCCCACACAGAUGCCACCUUAUAUGUCUCAAACAAUGCCUGGUCAGAUGCCGACACAGAUGCCUGGUCAGAUGCCCCCACCAAUGCCUGGUCAGAUGCCCCCACCAAUGCCUGGUCAGAUGCAGACACAAAUGCCUGGUCAGAUGCAGACACAAAUGCCUGGUCAGAUGCAGACACAAAUGCCUGGUCAGAUGCAGACACAAAUGCCUGGUCAGAUGCAGACACAAAUGCCUGGUCAGAUGCCCCCGCCAAUGCCUGGUCAGAUGCCUCCGCCAAUGUCUGGUCAGAUGCCCCCACCAAGGCAUAGGGCAGAAUCUGGUUCUGGGCAGUCUUCUCCUCAGCAGUUCCCCCAGUCGUCUCCAACAUUCAGUGUCCCACCUCCUCUUCAGGGAAAGGACUUCUAUGAUGAGAUGGCUCGCAUGGGUGCGGGCAGAAGAUCUAGAACCACUUCACAAUCAUCAUCAGUGCAAAUGGCUCCAGGCCGUCGUUCUCGCACCGUGUCCGAGUCGUCGAAUCAUUCAGGACGAGAGCGCAGCAGCUCCAUAGUCAGUCAGUGCUCUCCACCUCCCCCUCCCAUCCCAGAGUCUCCGCCCCAGGAAGAACCCAAGAAGAUUAGGAAAGAUUCUCCUAAAAAAGCUGGCGGUGGCGGAUGGCUCACCUGGCUGUAUCCAAAGCGCAAGAAUGAGGCACAUCUCCCAGAUGACAAGAACAAAUCUAUUGUUUGGGAUGAAAAGAUGAAGAAGUGGAUUAAUCUGGAUGAGCCAGAGGAAGAGAACAAGCCACCUCCUCCUCCACCAACCAGUUUUCCCAAAGUCCCAAUGGGCGGUCCAGGGGCAGGGCCACCAGUCGCAGGUGGUCCAGGGGCGGGGCCACCUGUGAAUAUGUUCUCCAGGAGAGCAGGCACUAAGAGUCGUUAUGUAGAUGUGUUGAAUCCUGGUCGUGGAGGUUCAAAACCCGCUGCUGCAGUACCACCACCUGCCGACCUGUUCGCCCCACUCGCGCCCAUGACCAUGCCCACCACUCUCUUCACCCCAGCGACAGGCCCGGAUGAGCAGCCGAUGGAGGGAAGCGUUCCAGAUGCCGGUGGAGAACAAACGGAGCAGACGAAUGCCACGGUACCACAGAUGUUUAAUCCAAAUGCUUUGCCUCCUGGUCCAGAGGGAAGCCAGUCAGGAGAGCUGUCACGUUCUAGCUCAAUGAGUUCGCUGUCUCGAGAAGUGAGUCAGCACUUAAAUCAGGUUCCUGCUCAGCCACCAGCGCAAGGAGCUCCACCCACAGGGGCCGUGACAUUCUAUAACCCCUCCCAGUUUGCACAGUCUCUUCCCCCAAGCCACGCUCGACCCGGUCGGCUGGGACAGAGAGGAUACCCAACAGUGAAGUAACGAUAUAUUGCUUGUAGUUCUAGAUCUAAUUGCGGUCCUGUACCAAAUCGGACUAACGUUUGGUUCCUGCUUGGAUUCUGCAAGCCCUGGAAGCACCGGCAUCUCUUGAAAACGUUGUCCUGCCAUCGUAAUCAUCGUAAUUGUCAUAAUUUUUACAUCUGUUCUGAACUUUGAGCGAAUGGAUUUGAUCCAAAUAGACUCAGCCUUUGAUUCCCAGACAUCAUGCGGAAGAGCGGAUUUCCGCUUCUCCUGCCGUACCUGUGCCCUCUCACGAGGCUUAUAUUAAAACUGUUCACAUUUCCUUAAUGUGAGCGUUGUGAUCACAAGUGCAAUAUCGCGAUCGUACCCUGUGUAGUUUUAUUCUCAUAGUGUGUAGUGUGCUCAUUUCAGCAGGGUGUGUAUGAACGUGUGCUUGUGUGUGUGCGUAUGGUGUGAAUGGAUGGCGGCCAGUGCAUGUCAGGGGCGAUCUGAUCUGUUGUCAUGGGAACAGCGCAGCAUACCAGAAUGUUUUAGAUAUUUAUUGUGUUUCCUAUCAAAAUGAAAAGUCGAAACAGACCUACUGUCACAGACAAGAUCUGUAUAUCAGAAUGAGUUUAAGCGUAGCCAUUAUGUGCAAACCGAUCUCUUUUACUGACUUGUGGUCGCUUUGAUUUUGCCAAUAGCAAAAAGAAAUCAUACAUUUAUAUGAUUUGAUCGUUUGCGUGUCGCCGAUUUUGCUCAUUAAAAUAUUAUUAUUGCUUUCUCGACUUCAUCUCACUCUGAUUUCGUUUCGUGUCUCGUAAUCAUCAAAAUCUUUCCUUGCUGGUUUUGGGUUCUUGUUCCCAUGAUAACAGCGGGAUUUUGUAAUUCCAAAGGACAGCUCUGUUUGAAGGAAGCUUGGACUUUUCCAAUGUGUUUAGAAAUUGACUGUACAAUUCUUGAUAAAGUGAUAAUAAAGAUAUUUUUGAGCUCUUUAA
This is a messenger RNA of Paramisgurnus dabryanus, 7747 nucleotides long. It is a transcript of the gene sec16a, whose product is annotated as SEC16 homolog A, endoplasmic reticulum export factor. Gene Ontology annotation, biological process: Golgi organization. The record is from RefSeq and is a predicted model, not a curated record. NCBI's taxonomy places the organism in Eukaryota, Metazoa, Chordata, Actinopteri, Cypriniformes, Cobitidae. Gene Ontology annotation, cellular component: endoplasmic reticulum exit site; ER to Golgi transport vesicle membrane.